Molecule: messenger RNA, 1879 nt
Organism: Triplophysa rosa
Lineage: Eukaryota; Metazoa; Chordata; Actinopteri; Cypriniformes; Nemacheilidae
Gene: ap1s2
Product: adaptor related protein complex 1 subunit sigma 2
Exons: 5
Coding region: 134-607 (157 amino acids)
Biological process (GO): intracellular protein transport; vesicle-mediated transport
Cellular component (GO): membrane coat; intracellular membrane-bounded organelle; AP-1 adaptor complex
Molecular function (GO): clathrin-cargo adaptor activity
Source: RefSeq, a predicted model, not a curated record
CGGAGCCAAUGAGAGGGUAGCGAUUUUAAUAACGGGACUCCUCACAUCUGCGCGCCGCGUAACGGGAAGAGACGUUUACUACAUCAGUCACAAAUCCCAUGCUCUCGGAAUCGAGUGACAUAUAAACUUUAAGAUGCAGUUUAUGCUGCUCUUCAGUAGGCAGGGAAAGCUGAGGCUUCAGAAAUGGUAUGUGCCACUAUCUGACACUCAGAAGAAGAAAAUCUCUCGUGAGGUGAUACAAAUGGUGCUGGCACGCAAACCCAAGAUGUGCAGUUUUCUGGAAUGGAGGGAUCUGAAAAUAGUCUAUAAAAGAUAUGCCAGUCUAUACUUUUGUUGUGCUGUGGAGGACCAAGAAAAUGAGUUGAUAACCCUGGAGAUAAUCCACAGAUAUGUGGAGCUGCUGGACAAAUAUUUUGGCAGUGUAUGUGAACUGGACAUUAUCUUCAACUUUGAGAAGGCCUAUUACAUUCUGGAUGAGUUUAUAUUGGGUGGAGAAGCCCAGGAGACAUCCAAGAAGAACGUUCUAAAGGCCAUAGAGCAGGCUGACAUGCUGCAGGAGGAAGCUGAGACGCCACGUAGCGUUCUGGAGGAAAUUGGACUGACAUAAACCCUGAGAACCCUCAGCCCAACUAUUAAUACACAUCUUCCUUUCUUUUUCUGUGGGCAUGUUAUCUACUCCAGAAUACACCAUAUCUGUAUUUUAGCUUUCAGGUAAAAGCAUUUGUACAAGUGUUAUAAAAUCAGCACUUCCUACAGAAACAAUUAGGUAUUAAAGCCUGUAUUUUUACUGCAAAACAUCUGAGGGAAUUUAAGCAUAUUGAAUAUGGAUCUGCACUUCCUCAGUUAUGAUACCGCAAAUAUGCAAAUUUCUCAUAGUGUUUGGCUGUUUGGAUUCAGGUAUGGUUCAGUAGAUGUGUAGCACAGAUUCGUGUAACUACAAUCUUUCACUACGUCUCUCACAAUGUCUUCUGUGUUCAAACAUUACCUCUCGCCUUCAGCUGCCUUAAAACACUCCCUUACAGCUGAUACAGUUAUCUUAUGCAACUCUCUGUAGGUCCACAUCAAUGCAACAUGGUCUGUCACAGUUUUAGACGAGGAAUUUUCGAAUGCGUUAGGACCAAACAUUUCUACUUUGGACAACAGGGAAAUGCAAAAAUUUGAAGAUAAUUUUGAGUUGUUUUGGAAUCGAGGUAUAUGCAGAUUGUUAAAAAAGGCACAAGUAAACAUAAGUAUUAAUAAAUCUUUGACCAACAACACUGUAAUGUAACUCCUCCUGUAAAAACUUAAUUGGUUCAGACAGAUCAGGAGGUUUGCCAUUCAACUGUUAAAACAAGUUUUAUUUCAAAUGCCAAAGAAUAGUCUCCACCAUUCUCAUGCCUUUUUUUUCUAGAAGGGUUAGUUCACUAAAAAAUACAAAUGCUGUCACUAUUUCAUCACCCAUAUGCUGUUAGAAACCUCCAAGACUUUCUUACAUGGGUAGUUGACAGAUAAACCGCAUGUGUCCUAUGGUUUGACAGCAAAAAAUUUGAAGAAAAAAAAACCUAACAAUGAGGAUAAAUCUAGUAUGCUAUUUUAUGUUAUACAUAUAAAUAAUAUAUUAUUAGCAGUUUGUUUUCUACAUUUUUGCCAUCACACCACUGGACACAUGGUAUGGUUUAUUUGUCAACUACCCACAUGAGAAAUUUUUCAUCCACAAAAGAAAAUCAUACAGGUUUAGAACAACACUGUCGAUGUGUAAGAAAUGACAGAAAUUUCAUUUUGGCUGAACUAUCUUUUCAAAUCUUUGUAUGCUGUCCUAUUAUACUGUCUUUCUCUUGGAAAUACGUGUUAUUUGUAGUUUCAUCUUAACAAAAUGAAGAAUUAAAGUGAGAAUGCAGUA